AUGGCCUCAAAGUCUACACCUCGUGCAUAUUUUUCCCCAUUGACUAUUUUUAUGGUUGUUUUCGGCCUCAUCUUCCUUGCAUCCUCAGUCUCAGCUUCAUCACAAGCAUCAGCGGCGGCGCCGUCACCAUCAGUCGAAGUCGAACUCAUUUGUCACACAGACAACCCAGCAGAAUGCUAUCCCAAGAUCUUUCAACCAACAGAAGAAUUCCAAAUCGUCCAUGACGAUCAGGAGUUACCACAUGGCCUUCACGUACGAAUGAACAUCAACACUGGCGAGAAAGAGGCCAAGAUCAAUGACCCGAAAGAGACAAACCCGGCUCUAGAGGGUAUGCCUGUAGACCGUUCGAUUGUGGUCGUUGAUUCCGAAGAACCCGCUGAAGAACCGCAAUUGCCCGAAGGCGCACCUAAAUACGACCCCAAGGGCGCAGUCAAGCAGCCCCAGCAGGAGUCGAGCGAAUUCUACUCCAACCUCGAAUACGUCAAGAAGGGCGCGAACGGAGUUGACCUUCCCAUCGACGAGGCUCUCGAAUUUCUCGAAGAUAUCUCUCAUGACAUUUAUUACGGCCUGAAGAUCACUGAGACCUUUGACACCAUUAAAGCCCUGUUGUGUCUUAUGACAGACCCCAAGACGCCAACAUCGAGCAAAGGCGCUGUUCCUCGCGAUCAGCAGGCGGCCGCCAUCAUCUCCGGUGCCCUGCAGAACAACCCCACAGCCCUUGAGGAGGUGACUAAAGUGUGGCCCCAACUCAUGGAAGCCUCAUGCUCCGCUACUGAGGCUAAAGACGUGUUCAAGCUUGGAGACAGCUUCUACGCAUCCUUCAUGCCCUCGCAAGAGGACGAGUCUCCCGACGGCACCACCGAUCAAGAGGUCCUCCGCGCAGUGAACAAAGCCAAGGCUCAAGUCUCCGCUAUUAGAGGUCUUCUUAAGAGCCCGUCAAUUCGCGACCACUUCAUUGCCAACAAGGGCAUGGACCGCCUCCUUGAGGUUCUCGCCCCCGAGGAUGCCAGGUGGGACACCACGCAGCGCAAGACAGGUCAGCUUGUGCUUGACAGCUUCCUUGACGAAAACAUGGGCGCCGACCUGGGAGUUUGGCCUCUCUUCAAGGCCUCUGAGGCGGACACGUCUAAGAGGAUCGCCGACCGUGUGAACGAUGGCAACUGGAAGGCUGCCGUGAAGACCAUUAUGGAGCGGAACAAGGGCGACAAGGGCCACUGGAGCAAGGACCUGUACGACAGGUUGGAUGCACAUGAGCAAGCGCAGCUGAAGAAGCUGGGCAAGCAGGAGUUGUAA
This is a messenger RNA of Colletotrichum truncatum, 1293 nucleotides long. RefSeq names its product nucleotide exchange factor sil1. The record is from RefSeq and is a predicted model, not a curated record. Lineage: Eukaryota; Fungi; Ascomycota; Sordariomycetes; Glomerellales; Glomerellaceae. Gene Ontology annotation, molecular function: adenyl-nucleotide exchange factor activity. Gene Ontology annotation, cellular component: endoplasmic reticulum.